AUGAAGUCACAGUCACAGCAUGAAAAACCAGCAAUUAUUGGAGAUGACAGAAGGAACAAUUGGGAAGAAAGAGCUUUUGCAGAAGAUGCAGUUGGUAGCAUGUGGCCUCCAAGACCUUACUCUUGCACCUUUUGUAAGAGAGAGUUCAGGUCUGCACAAGCUCUUGGUGGUCACAUGAAUAUUCACAGAAGGGACAAGGCUAGACUCAAGCAAAAUCAUCACACCAUCAAAUCCUUAUUAGGUAAUAAUAAUCAUCCUUUUUCUGCACCACUCAUCUCCACCCAGAUAAACUGUGGCCUUACUCAUUCUCAUAACUAUUCUAGCCAAGCUACUACAAUUUCUACAACCAGAUCACUCUCACAACAAAAUAAUUUUUCACCUUCCUCUUCUUCUUCAUCCAUCUUGAGACAAAUGGGGUCUCCUAAUUCAGAACAAGCAAUGGAGUACAGUUUUGUUGAAACAAGUUUGUCUAUGGGUAUGAGCACUACCAUGUUUGGCCAAAAUUCAUCACCACCAAACAUCAGUUGCAAGAGACUAAAAAACAACAUUUCUUCUCUUCCUCUCUUCCUCAGACCACCAUGUUCAAAUGUAGAACUUCAUCACGCAAUGGAAGACUUGGAUCUUGAACUCAGGCUAUAG
Vigna radiata var. radiata (mung bean) is the source of this 639-nucleotide messenger RNA. RefSeq names its product probable transcriptional regulator RABBIT EARS. The record is from RefSeq and is a predicted model, not a curated record. Bases 1 to 639 code for a protein of 212 amino acids. The transcript has a single exon. NCBI's taxonomy places the organism in Eukaryota, Viridiplantae, Streptophyta, Magnoliopsida, Fabales, Fabaceae.